AUGAGGGUUUCAAGUCUCGUUCUCGGGGCUUUUGUCCACGCUAACGAGGAUGCAGGAGAUGACAUCAUCUACACCGGUUGCCAAGCCGUCGCGCUCCGGAGCCAACCUGGCUGGGAAAACGUCGAGCUCAAGACCGACGGGAGCAAGUGCGUGGCAGGCAAGGGCAGGGCCGUGACGACUUCUCAGCGAUGGGAUCAGCACCGAAACGAAACGACGGGCAAGUGGAUCGUCCCCUAUUACUUCAGCGAAGGGUACGAGAACCUCUCCCACGGGGGCCACAGCGGCGUCGACUCCAUGAAUGGAAUCCGCGACCAUCUUCGACACUUCGAAGAGCUCACCUGCAUCCAGAUGAAAGAACUGACGACGUCGGAGGACUUCAACACGUACACCAAUCGAAUUCGCGUUUUCUGGAGCACGAGCGAAAGUUCCAACUGCGCCAGCUACAUCGGGCGAGUUUUCGGCGGAGACCAGACGAUGUGGAUGCGACCAGAUUGCUACACCUGGAACGGCGGAACCACAACGAACCACGAGUUCAUGCAUGCCCUUGGCUUCAAGCACGAACACGUCCGGCCUGAUCGAGAUAAUCACGUGGUCAUUCAUUCGAGCCUCGCUUCGAAUGGCAAUUACGUCAAGAUGUCAACGAGCCAAUGGCAGGAUGUCAGCUCUCCUUACGAUUUCAACUCGAUUCUUCACUACUACUCCAGCUGGCAAGGCGAUGGAUAUUCCAUCGGUCUCCCUCCAGAUGGCCAACAAGCUGCUCCAGUGAGCCGAACCUAUCCAUUCUCUGAGCAGGAUAUCGCCCAGUUGAGAGCUGUCUACCCAUGCGACGAUGUCGACCCUUGCGAUCCGAACCCAUGCCCUUCUGGACAAAUCUGCAGUGCCGGCACAACUGGCCAAGCAGUUUGCAAGUGCCCUCAAGGCUCCGUCCUCAACGCUGCUGGAGGAUGUCAGGUCGUCGGUGGCAUCGUUGUGGAAGAAAAUUCCGAUGUCGUCAAUUUUGCCGGAAUCAAAGUCCGCCGCAGCCCGAUGGUAAACAUCUACGAUGCUGAUGGAAACGACAUCGAUCUCGGCAGCAACUACGACAUCGCUGCUGUUGCAGAAGUCGAAGAGUGCGGCGAAUCCAUGACCGACAACAACUGCACCAUUUGGAACAACUACGGAUAUUUUUACGGUACUUCCGCGUCGAUGAAUUACUUGACUUUCGGCGACGAAGGCAAUUACCGACUUCGAUACUUCCUCGACGACAAUGGACAGGACUCGUUCCCAGACGCUUGGGUCAUUUCUGACGAGUACGAAGUCAAGAGCUGGUACGAAGCACCUGGCUCGAUUGCGUGGCAUCGGGAUCAUUCCACGAAGCACUUCGGCGUCCCGCUCAACAUCGAAGCUGCUCUUCGAGAUGCCAAUGGAAGCGUCAUUGAUUUCGGCCCAGGACCGAGAGAUAUUCAGGCGUGUCUUUGGCUUGCCGAGCCCGGAACUGCCGGAACUUUGAACGCUGUUGACCGAAAUGAUCUCUUCUAUGAUUGCGUCAGCGCAGAUCAAUUUGGAAAUUUUGACCUAAGCAACAUCACGCUCUAUGAAGCGGAAGGUGCGAGACUUCAUGACUACAAUAACACCGCCGUUCCUCCUGGCGACUAUUUCUUCCGUCUCCAGGUCGCCGUCAUCGACAGCUGGCAGCACUGGGACAGCUGGAUGCUCGACAAGUGGAAUGACGAUUCUAUCUUCGAUUCUGGAAUUUUCACGCUGGCUCCUCUCUGUUACGAAGAAUGCCACAAAAAUGGGUUCUGUAAUGCUACUGCGACGGUUUUCAUGACCCCUGAUUGCCAAUGCAACGAUGGAUACGAAGGCGACGGUGUCGACUACUGCAUCAGGGUCAUCGACGAAUGCGCUUUCGGUGGCGUCUGUCCUGCUGGUCAAAUCUGUGUUGACAAGCUCAUCGGCUACGAUUGCGUCUGCGAGCCCGGAUUUGUCAAACACCCGGCUUUGAUGGGCUGCGUUGAUGUAGACGAGUGCGCUACUGCUAUGCACGCUUGCAACGUCGGAACCAGCUGCGAAAACACCGAUGGCGGAUACCUUUGCAAUCCCGAUUUCACUGGCGUCACCUGCGAUCCUGAAUGCGAAGAUGGUUACUUCUGCGAUGAGCUGACCGGAACAUGCGAGGAUGUUAACGAGUGCACGGCCGGAACUCACGAUUGCAAGGACUUUGAAUCGUGCAGAAAUGUCAAGGGAAAGUUCAUAUGCGACUUUGACAACUCCCAGUGCCGCGCUGAUUUGCCAAGACCAGAGUGGAAAGGGCGAAAUGGCAUGCGAUACGUCUUUGAAUCUUCGACCGGCGCGGUCAUGGCGAUGAAGCUCAAGAACAAGUUCAAAAAGGUCAACGUCCGAAACGAACUCUACACCGGCGUGAUCAUGUUCACCAAGGACGUCUGCGGUGUCGAUUUCCUCCGAGCGCUCCAAGACGGGCGGGUUCAAAUUGAACUUGUCGAUUCUUUCGCUUUGUAUCAAAUUCACGACUUCCACUACAAAAACAAGCAGAAGUAUACUGCUAUUGGCUUUACUUUUGAUCUUUUGAGCGUGGAAACUAAGGAUAUGCCCUGGGCUUUCAAGUCUGGUGUUCCAACCAAAAACAUGGGCUCCGACGAUGUCUACAUCUCUUUCACCGGCCUUGAGCUCGUCAACUGGCUGACCAACCAGGACAACUGUCUUCUACUCGGCGCUCAAGCUGCUCUCCCUUACGAAGAUUUCUCCGAACUCGAUCGAGCCUGCUUCGUUGAUUUGAAGACCUUCUGGCAGACUCCACCUCUUCCCAAUCCUUGA
This is a messenger RNA of Oikopleura dioica, 2814 nucleotides long. Lineage: Eukaryota; Metazoa; Chordata; Appendicularia; Copelata; Oikopleuridae. The record is from the annotation of a GenBank genome assembly.